UAUUUAGAGAGAUGGUACACCCCCCUCUGAAUUCCGCAUUGAGCAACUUUGUUGCGGCGUUUCUUGUUUUUUUUUUUUUUUGGAUUUGUUUGGCUUUCGUCGUCGGCUAAUUGAAUUUGAUAAAAAGCCAGCGAAUGCUUUUAAUUGACCAAACAUUCAGGCACUCACACUCACACUCGCCAAUUAUACGGCUGAUAACCCAACCAAUGUGGCCAAUGUGGGUCUUUCGAUUGAGUAAGAGCGCUCUGAACUUCCGCCAGCGGAGUACAAACCCGUAUCCGUAUCUCAGUCCGGAACUGGAGCAGUCAGCACUCGGGAAAUUAAGCAUAUUGAAGACCAUAAAAGUCCACUUUAAUUAUAAAUCUUCCAGAUUAAUACGGACUUAAGCCACAGUUCAUGCCCCCAAUAAGACAUUACAUUUUAUACCAUUACAUUCUAUUAAAAACAAUAACAAACACAUAUUGAAAUUUUUAAUUAUAAAUAAAUUCAAAUGUAUUUAAAUAAUGAGCAACACUAAAAGGAGGACACACUAAAAAUUAGCCAACACCAAAGUUCAGAGUUGCCAACUUUUUCACACCACGUGACAUUUCGCUGUGUUCGCAAGAAAAAUUUUCAUUGCCUCGGCAAAAAUUCGAAGUGAAAGAACGCAAAUAAGUGCUGCAGAAAAUGUGUGAGAAAGCUAAGAAACUGGUGUUUGGGAACUGGAGGGACAACGAAGCCGAUGCAGAAAAGGUUCCGAGUUUGAAGAAUGCGAGUUGGAGCUCCAGCGAUUCUGAUACAAGCGGCCAGUCGAGGUCUUUACAAGCCUCCAGCUCUGUCUCCGCAUCCCACUUCGUUGCGGAAAGGCGUUUCGAAAUACGCCACGGAAUUCGGGGACAGAAACCAAAGUUGAAAGUCCGGAGCCAGAGUUCCAGUGGCCCGCGCUCUGCUCGCGGAUCUUUCAAGGCUACGUCGAAAAACAGGAGCAUGAGUGAAGGCAGAGGAAAAUUUAAUUUGCAGUCCAGUUCGGAGUCUUCUGAUUCCGGACCCGACUCGAGUUCCGGCUCGGAAUUGGAUUCGAAAUCCGGCUCGUCAUCCGAUUCGGAAUCCACUACGGGAUCAAGUUCUCACGGUACCGAUAUGGAAGGGAGACCACGACUGCAAAGCGCUGUUAUUCGCAUUCAAGAAACUUGGCAAUCGGCAAAUUCUUUCAAGUCCGUGAAAACCUAUCGUGAACAUUUCCAAUCAAGAAGCAGAAGCAGCAGUCUACCGCGCGUAAAGCGCGUUUGUCUUUCGACGCCCCAAAGAGAUCUGACGUACGGGAGUCCGGAACCCAAAAGUCCAGCCAAUCGCGGCCGCAAUUCCUGGAAGAAGAGUCAAUCGAGGAGCAUGAGCUGCAGCCCCAUUGCAAAGGUUUCGGUAAACCGCUCCUUGACCAGAAGCCGCAGUCCCCAUCGGAAUACUUGGUCGCAAAGCAAAAGCCUAAGUCCCCCCACCUGGAAGCUGCCGAUGGAUGAGGGGUAUAAUAAUGACGUUCAUUAUCGGGAACGCCACAAUAUCACCUUGACCAGCUGGGAUGGGCGAGCGCAUCCGGAGCCUGUGCUGAGUUUCGAGCGCAGCGGAUUCAAUGCAACCAUAUUACAGCAACUGGAGGAUCAAGGCUUUGAUGCGCCCACGCCCAUCCAGGCGCAAACUUGGUCGAUUGCCGAGGAGGGCAGAAAUAUUGUGAUGAUUUCUGGAAAGGGCACGGGUAAAACAUUGGGCUAUCUAUUGCCGGGCAUAAUGAACAUAGACAAUCAGCGCGGAUUAAUGCAGCGCAAGAAAGGACCCAUUGUCUUGAUUUUGGUGGACGGCCGUGAUGCUGCUAUGACGGUCCAAAGAGAGGUAUUGUACUAUUCGAAUCCUCUCGAGCUUAGGACGUAUUGCCUCUUGGGCGGCAGUCAAUGGCAAUGCCAUGCCGAAUGCGAUCUGCUGGUGGCCUCUGCUGGUCGCCUGCUGCAAAUGCUAGAUAACAAAAAACAUGUUGUCGAACUGGAACGCUGCACCUAUUUGGUUGUGGACGACAUUGACCGCAUGAUUGACGUGGGCCUAGAGGGUAGCAUUUGCCGGCUACUAUGCCGUCUACGUAAACGUGCCCAAUUGGUCGUCACCAGCACCUCGUGGUCAUCAAAUCUGAAGCGACUGGCCAAGAAGUUUAUGGGUCAAUACACCGCGAUUCUCGUGGGUCAAGUUAACGAUUUAGGCAUGCAAUUGCAGAACAUCCGCCAGCGGGUGGAGGUAGUCAAUGGGCUAUUGAAAAUAGAUCGCCUUAUGGAGGAGCUGGCUGCCAUUUACGAUACGAGCGAUAUUCCCGGUAAAGUGGUGAUCUAUGUGAAGCGCCAAAAGGUCGUGGAAGAACUGGUGGACUUGAUACGGAAAUUUGUGCCCUGUGAGGGCAUCCAUAGUGGAUGCACUGCCCAGGAGAGGGAGGAAAUAAUCCGUAAUUUUGGCUCUGGCGCCUACAACAUCAUUGUGGCCACGCAAAUGUCUUCGACUUACUUGGAUGUACCAGGCAUUCGUUAUGUGAUCAAUUACGAUUUCCCGGACACCAUUGAGAAGUAUGCUCAGCGCUUGAGCAGAUCGGGAUGGCUGACGAGUAACAGUAACUGCGAGGUCAUUAGCUUCUUUACCAGAGCAAACUAUAGGCUCGUCAUGGGCGUGGUCGCUUUUCUCAAGGACUGUAAACAAGAAAUUGGACCGCAUCUUCUCCAGAUCGCUGAAGAAAAGGAGUUUGGUCCCCGUCAACGAAAGCGCCAUCGUCCGCCACGCUACAAUCGCAAGCAAUAGGGUCAAUUUCGAUAUGGCGAUAUAACGAUAUAUAUCAUUGGCAAAAAUUUUGAUGAUUUAACUACAAUUGUUAAUAUAUAAUGGAUUUAACCCUUUAAAUGUUUAUUAUACAAUAAACUGGGCCAGUUUAAACAGUUUUUUCUCUUUUUGGGGCAACUACAAAAUGGGCUAAUGACGAAUGGGAGGGGCAUGGAUGGCACGUCCGCAAAGAAAGUUGUGCAUCCAGAGCUCAGGAGACGUGACGUUAUGCAAGUGAAGAGCAGCAAACUAAAAUGCAUGGCAGCGCAUCAAUAUUCAAAUACGGUUUCAGUUCAUAAUAAAUCCCUUAUGAUAUUUACAUGUUUAAGAACUACAGCAAUUCACAGAGAAUAUUCAAACAUAAUUCGCUUAUUUGCAAUUUAUACCACAAAUCGUUUUCUAUCGUUAUAAUGGUUCAGUAAAUUGUGGAAAUCCGCCUAGAUCUCGAUCCAUAUCGAUUCAUUUGGCUUCUGUCACCGAUUCGCUGGUUCGCCUACCGUCCAAAUUCUGACAUAUAUGGGUCAAUAUUUUCUAUGCAGCCAGCCAACCCCCUUUUGGCCCAUUGAUUGCCCGAGUUAUUUAGUUGUUUGCGCCAAAAGCAAAUGGAAAUGAAUCAAAAUUCAUUAGAGGUGAAUUUAUUGUGUUGGCCAUUUGAUUUCGGUCCCAGUCGAGAUCAAAUUUCUGGCCAAUCGAUCGGCUGGGCUGUUUUCGUUAGCCCGAUUGGGGUGUGAAGGGGUUGUGUGUAUCGCGGCUAUAUCUACAACAGAUAUCACAGGUGGCUCGGCUUGCAGCUGAGUUUUGUUCAGACAG
This is a messenger RNA of Drosophila simulans, 3633 nucleotides long. RefSeq names its product putative ATP-dependent RNA helicase CG14443. The transcript has a single exon. NCBI's taxonomy places the organism in Eukaryota, Metazoa, Arthropoda, Insecta, Diptera, Drosophilidae. The coding region runs from base 667 to 2805 and encodes 712 amino acids. The record is from RefSeq and is a predicted model, not a curated record. Gene Ontology annotation, molecular function: ATP binding; RNA binding; RNA helicase activity. Gene Ontology annotation, cellular component: ribonucleoprotein complex; nucleus; cytoplasm.